AUGGCGACCCCGGCGAACGAAUACCGGGAUCAUAUCCUCCAGAGCCAUCAGCCUAGGACCGAGCUUCGCCUCUCCAUUGGCGACGACUUCAACGAAUGGCGCGGAAAGAUCUUCUGGCUGGCGGAUUCUCUCCACAUCGCUCGCUGUCUGACCGACGCCUACCGCGGCGAGGAAGAUUUCUUCGAGCGAUCCGUCCGAGCAGCCGUGAUGAUCCUCCCGCUCAUCCACACCGACAUUCUUCGACGUGUCCCGUCUGCGCAAAUGACGGACACCCCACGGCUGCUGGAUGCUGUGAAGUCUCGGUGCCGCACCUUCCGCUUCAUGGACCUUCCUCCCGAGAUCCGCAUGCGAGUUUACUCCUUCCUGCCUGACUUUCCGAUCAAGCAUCAGACUAUCACCAUCGCCAACGUCACUGUCAAGCCGAAGAUCACGGACAAGGCCACGCCAAAGGCUGAGGAGAAGCAGCAGAUGAAGAGUACCGCUGUAUGGGAGGAUGGAGACGACGAAGUCGGCAUGAAGAUUUCCCAGGCCAUGAAGAAGUCCAACAGGCUGGACGGUGACAUAUGCAGCAACAAACGCUUCAGCAUCAAGCUUCCAAUCACGCAGGUCUGCUCGAUCAUGCGCGCCGAGGUGUCCAGGGAGCUCUUCAAGAACCGCAAUUUCCUCUUCCAAUUUGUGGAAAUUUCCGGACCUUUCGUCUCCGCCAUGCUUCAGACCUGGGCUGCGGAAGUCGCGCAGUCAUACCUGAAGGACAUUCAAGGUCUCUGCAUGACAUUCAACACCCGCGGGGUACAAGAAAUCGUCACGAUCAGCGUCGAGAAGGACAACAAGACACACUUCACUGUGGCGCGCACUGUCUACGAGGGCGCAGUCCAGGAUCGGGUCCGCUCGUUGAUCAAGCAUUUGGUGAUGGUGGAGGAGGAGUCAGGUCCAGUGGCAAGGGAUAAGGUCUUUCUUCGGGCGCUUUCCGACGACGUCGCUGUUCGGGAGGUGAUCAAUGCGGUGAGAUUGAGGUCUACCAUCAUGGCGUCCACCACAAAGUCUCCGGACAUGCUUGAUCUCUCCACCGGCAAUUUCAAUGCCUGGCGCGGCAACAUCUUCGAGCUGCUCAAGUCCAAAUCGGAUCCGGUCGCCGAGGAAGACACAGUCCCGCAGAAGAUCAGAAUCCGGAAUGCCGAUGGCAGCAUCACAGAUUCAACUCUCCACCCAGAAUCAGCUCUCCGCCCAGUCAAGCCCGGUACACCACCCAACAGAGCUAAAGGUCUCCAUCAAGUCUUGACAGAGGCCAACCGCAAAGACGACAGCUUCCGCGAGAUGUCGAUGCGGGCUGCAAGCAUCAUCUGCACACAUGUGCGCAUCGAAAUCCUUCAACGCGUGCCAGUCGAAGAUCUCGUGGACGCACCGCGCCUGCUCGCCCACCUCAAGAAGAUUGCGCAACCAUUUCGGUUCUUGGACCUGCCCACUGAACUGCGCAGCCGCGUGUACACCUUCAUUCCUGGCUUUCCGCUCCAUGGACAAUACAUCGAAGUCGUCGACAUUCUCCUGGGUGAUAUGGCGAGAGACAAUCACGAGAAGUACCUUGCUGUCAUUGACCAGAAGUGCGAUGGGUACGCGGCGUCGGAGGAAGAGGAGGCGAUGAAAAUCAAGCUCGGUGGGCGCCACAACAUCAUGCCGCCAGUCUCGCAGGUCUGCUCGACCUUGCGCACCGAUGUCGCCGCAGACAUCUUCACCAACAGCAUCGUCACCUUUGGUUUCGAGCCGAUGGCCGCCCGCCAUACCAACCUCGUCCUCAAGACUUGGUUCGCGGAGGUCGGACAACCACACUUGCAACACAUCCGCCGUGUUUGCCUGCGAUUCGGACAGAGGGAGAACUACCCCAAAGUCAUCCGCAUCGAAGCAGACGAGCAGCAUCAGCUCGCACUUUCCGAGACAGUCAGCGUGUACGACAACAUGCCCAAGAGGAAGGUGCUGGCGGAUAAGCAGAGCAGGCAGCUCAUCUUGGUGAACCAGUUGUCAGCCCCAGAGACUCGUGGCGAGGCAAUUCUGCGGAUGCUUCUCCACGAUCCUGAGCUGUGGGCGACGUGGACGCCGGUGGAGACAGUGAAGGUGACCGAGGAGGAUAGCGAGAGCAGUUCCGAGGAAGACAGUUCCGAAGAAGACGAUUCUGAGGAUGACAAUUCUGAGGAUGGCAAUUCUGAGGACGGCAAUUCCGAGGCAGACAGUUCCGAGAAAGGCGGCUCCUAG
Molecule: messenger RNA, 2244 nt
Organism: Zymoseptoria tritici IPO323
Lineage: Eukaryota; Fungi; Ascomycota; Dothideomycetes; Mycosphaerellales; Mycosphaerellaceae
Exons: 2
Coding region: 1-2244 (747 amino acids)
Source: RefSeq, a predicted model, not a curated record